CUGUCUUUUCCUCCCCUUUUCUUCACUCCAUUCAUUCCCUCCACUCCUCCCUCCUUCAGUUCAGUAUGGUGGAGGUGAGCGAUGAGAACUACACACGUGUGUCAGAGUUUGUGAUCGUGGGUUUCCCGGGGCUCCACCCAUCCUAUUUCCAGCUGAUGGCCUGGUUCUUCUUCUUCAUCUAUGUCACCACGAUAUCGGGGAACUUCCUGCUGGUUGGGCUGUUUGUCCUGGAGAAGAGCCUGCAGAAACCCAUGUACAUUAUCAUGCUCAGCCUUGCCUUGUCUGAUAUUGGUAAGAUACUCAGUCUGACCCUGUCCGAUAUUGGUAAGAUACUCAGUCUGACCCUGUCCGAUAUUGGUAAGAUACUCAGUCUGACCCUGUCCGAUAUUGGUAAGAUACUCAGUCUGACCCUGUCCGAUAUUGGUAAGAUACUCAGUCUGACCCUGUCCGAUAUCGGUAAGAUACUCAGUCUGACCCUGUCCGAUAUCGGUAAGAUACUCAGUCUGACCCUGUCCGAUAUCGGUAAGAUACUCAGUCUGACCCUGUCCGAUAUCGGUAAGAUACUCAGUCUGACCCUGUCCGAUAUCGGUAAGAUACUCAGUCUGACCCUGUCCGAUAUCGGUAAGAUACUCAGUCUGACCCUGUCGGAUAUUGGUAAGAUACUCAGUCUACCCUCCUCUCCAGGCUUUGCCACGGUGGCCCUCCCCAAGGUGAUAGCUCGAUGGUGGUGGGACGAUGGCAGGAUUUCCUUCCAUACCUGCCUAUUCCAGGAACAGAUGAUCCAUUACUUUGGCAACUUGAAUUCUCAGAUUAUGAUGACCAUGGCUAUGGACCGGUACCUGGCUAUCUGUCACCCUCUCAGGUACCUUCAGAACAACAACAAAUCAAGUGUUGUAAUUGUAUUGGUAAUAAAUAUACCCAAUGUUAAUGACCAACCAGACUAUGAGCUGUUUAACAGUCUUCUCCUGGAUGUCAGCCACAGUCACACCUGCCAUCGGCACCAUGGACUUCACCAGGAACAUUUGAGUAUGACUACUGUGUGUUUUUUCUACCAGAAAGUGGCAUUCUGUGGCCCCAACCAUAUCCUCCAUGCGUACUGUGAUGCUGUGUCUCUGACUAAACUUGCCUGCUCCAACGUGGUGGAAAUCCAGGGGAGUUCCUUUGGCCUGGCCAUGUUCGUCCUCCUCGUGCCCUUCACCUUCAUCAUCUUUUCCUACGUUAAUAUCAUUGUCUCUGUGAUGCACAUAGCCAACGCACAGGGCAGGCUGAAGACCUUCUCUACCUGUGCUACUCAGGGGUGUAUCAUCCUCAUCUAUUACAUCCCCCGCUUCGUAGUCUACUGUACACCCUACUUUCCAAACCUGACCAUGACCCCUGACCUCCGCAUCAGCCUCACCCUAAUCUACAGCCUGUUCCCCCCAGUCGCCAACCCGUUCAUCUACUGCUUCAGGACUAAAGAGAUCAGGGCCAUUCUGGUUCGCUGGGGACAUGGCUGGAGGAACAACAUGACAGAACAGAAUAAACCAAACUCCAUCGCUGUCAUCACUAAAUGAGGGGUUUGACAGGGUUAGUGUCAGGAUUAGGGUAAAGGAGACAAUGUUAUAACCUGUUAUUAUAAUAUGAUAAUUCAGGAUAAUAGCAUAUUUACAGACAAAACCCAACACUGUGGUUUUUAUCACUAGACGAAUCAUAAAGUUCUGUAUCAGAGUAAAAGAAUAUAUCAGGGCUGUCAAAAUGAACUUGUUAACCCAUGCGAUUAUUUAAAAAAUGCUUAACACCGUUAAUUGGUUUGUUGCUGUUAAAGCAUUUUAGUUUUUUCAAGCCUCAGAACCAUUGUUAGUGCUUGAUUUGAGUAGAAGCUGUCACUUAUUGAUUUGCAACAGUGUACGGUAACUUUGUUUGCCACUUGUGCUGGAGUGGUCCAGAGCACUUCACAUUUUUUGCCAGAGCGCCUAAGCAGAACCAGCCAAGAAGAUCGAAUGUCUCUUGUCACCUUCAGAAGCUACAUUAUAGCAAGCCUAAAAUAAAACUGUUCACUGUUGUAUUGCGACUAUUUCUGGUGGAUUUUCGAAGUACG
Messenger RNA from Esox lucius (northern pike), 2077 nucleotides. Its product is annotated as olfactory receptor 56B1-like. Gene Ontology annotation, cellular component: membrane. Gene Ontology annotation, molecular function: G protein-coupled receptor activity; olfactory receptor activity. Lineage: Eukaryota; Metazoa; Chordata; Actinopteri; Esociformes; Esocidae. Gene Ontology annotation, biological process: G protein-coupled receptor signaling pathway. The record is from RefSeq and is a predicted model, not a curated record.